AUGCCGGAGAAGGUUCGAACCGUGUUCGCCGACUCAGGCGAUGAGAAGGUAGUGACCAAGCCGGUCCUUGUAACACAAGAAGAGCCCGCACACAAGAAGAAGAGGAGUAAGAAGCGAAAGCUCGAUGAGCCCGAAGCUCCCAAGGUCGCCGAUCGCGAUGAGCCAAGUAAAGUCGCUGCGCCUGUGAGGCAGGUAAAAGAGACAGCACCUGCGCCUCAAAAACAGGAAACCACUGCGCUUCGCCUCAAUGGUGCCCCACCAUCGAAAUCAAUCCCGAAGUCGAAGUCGAGACCCUUCGCAGAUACCAAAACCAACUUCACACCUCUACGAGAAAAGGCCAAGGCCCUUCUCGAGACGCGGCGCAAACUCCCGGUCUUUGAAAAUGCCGACUUGAUUCGAAACUCCCUACGUGAACAGGACGUGAUGCUUUUGGUUGGUGAAACCGGUAGCGGAAAGAGUACCCAGAUCCCACAGUUCUUGGUGGACGAAUUUUGGUGCCGACCUGUGCCUACGGAAGUCACGCGAGAUGGAAAGAAGGAGAAAAAAACGGUCGGCGGGUGCAUCGCUAUCACACAGCCUCGACGAGUCGCUGCUAUCUCGCUAGCUCGCCGUGUUGCCGAGGAGAUGGGUACACCACUUGGAAAUCACUCACCAGCCAGCAAGGUUGGCUACUCAGUGCGUUUUGAUACGUCGGUGUCACCUAGCACGCGGGUCAAAUUUUUGACCGAGGGAAUGCUGCUUCAGGAGAUGCUGCACGAUCCUUAUCUAACUAAGUACAGCGCUAUCGUUGUUGAUGAGGUCCACGAACGAGGUAUCAAUGUGGAUCUGACACUUGGAUUCCUGCGUAAUCUUGUCUCUGGGACUCUCGAGGGCCGUGGUGGUGUGCCGCUCAAAGUGGUCGUCAUGAGUGCCACAGCCGACAUGGAGAGCUUGACGGGAUUUUUCCAAGAAGGAUACAAACUCCCCGAAACCGAAAAAGAAAACAAGACCAUCGAAAAUGGAGCCGAGGCCGAUGGAAUGAAUAGCUCCAUCUCUAAGGAGAUUUCUUCAAAACAAUUUACUCGCCUGCACCGGUUCACGACUUUGUGGAUGCAGCGCUUAAGACCAUUUUCCAGAUCCAUCAAAAGGGAGCCAAUGCCUGGUGAUAUUCUUGUCUUCUUGACGGGUCAAGAAACUGUGGAGGCCUUGGAACAUCUUGUGAACGAGUAUGCGAUGGGAAUGGACCCAUCGCUCCCUAAGAUUCUGGUUCUACCGCUAUUCGCAGCGCUGCCACAGGCUGCUCAACAGCGUGUCUUUGCGCCUGCUCCACCACGAACUCGCAAAAUUGUGCUGUCUACUAACAUUGCCGAGACAUCCGUUACUGUGUCUGGCGUUCGCCAUGUAAUUGAUUGUGGCAAAGCAAAGGUCAAGCAGUUCCGCACUCGCCUUGGCUUGGAUUCGCUCCUGGUUAAGCCUAUCUCCAAGUCAGCCGCAAUCCAGCGGAAGGGUCGUGCUGGCCGUGAGGCCCCUGGACAAUGUUUCCGGCUGUACACAGAGAAGGAUUACCUGGCUUUAGAUGAGACGAACACUCCCGAAAUUCUGCGAUGUGAUCUCAGCCAAGCACUGCUUAACAUGAAGGCCCGUGGUGUGGAUGAUAUUGUCCGAUUCCCAUUUUUGACGCGACCACCGCGUGAAGCACUCGAGAAGGCGCUUCUGCAGCUUUUGAAUAUUAAUGCCCUGGAAGAAUCUGGUACUAUCAGCGCUAUUGGUCUACACAUUGCCAAGCUACCUUUGACACCAACUCUGGGACGAGUGCUUUUGGCAGCCGCCGAAAAUGGACCAGAAUGUUUGAUUGAUGUCAUUGAUAUUAUCUCAUGUCUCAGCGUGGAGAAUAUUUUCAUCAAUACCAGCUCAGAGGAGAAGAAAGAAGCAGCAGAAGCAGCACGUCGGGAUCUCUAUCGUCGCGAGGGCGACCACCUGACGAUGCUGACAACUGUACGAGUCUACGCCGCUGAACACUCCGACCGUAAGGCAUGGGCGGAGCGCCACCUAGUCUCUCACCGAGCAAUGCAAUCGGUCAUGGACGUUCGUAAACAACUUCGCACCCAAUGCCGACAAGCCAAGCUUCUCACGAACGAAGCGCUAAAUUCAAAUUCUUUACACGACCCUUCGCCGAUCCUCAUCCUCCAAAGCUUCCUGGCUGGCUUCGCCACCAAUACUGCCCGCCUUGUGCCAGACGGCAGCUAUCGCACGGUCGUGGGAAACCAAACCGUCGCUAUCCACCCAUCAAGUGUACUCUUUGGCAAAAAGGUCGAGGCAAUCAUGUACAACGAGUUUGUCUUCACCAACCGCAGUUACGCGCGCGGCGUAAGCGCUGUACAGAUGGAUUGGGUUGGAGAGGCCCUGGCUGGGACGGAUUAA
Penicillium soppii is the source of this 2400-nucleotide messenger RNA. Its product is annotated as putative ATP-dependent RNA helicase (Hrh1). Bases 1 to 2400 code for a protein of 799 amino acids. The record is from RefSeq and is a predicted model, not a curated record. The transcript has 3 exons. Gene Ontology annotation, molecular function: RNA binding. Lineage: Eukaryota; Fungi; Ascomycota; Eurotiomycetes; Eurotiales; Aspergillaceae. Gene Ontology annotation, cellular component: intracellular anatomical structure; catalytic step 2 spliceosome.